UGGUUGAAGUGUGAGGUCUGUGACCUACAGGAAAACCUGUGGAUGAAUCUGACAGACGGAAAGAUUUUUUGUGGGCGGAGAUAUUUUGAUGGCUCAGGGGGGAAUAACCAUGCCCUCCUGUACUACCAGCAGAGUGGAUACCCAUUGGCUGUCAAACUCGGCACAAUAACACCUGACGGAGCAGAUGUCUAUUCAUAUGACGAAGAUGAUAUGGUUUUAGACCCUAAGCUUCCAGAACACCUUUCUCACUUUGGCAUUGAUAUGAUGACUAUGGAAAAGACGGAGAGAACCAUGACUGAGCUGGAGAUCGCAGUGAACCAGCGUGUGGGAGAGUGGGAGGUGAUUCAGGAGUCAGGUACCACUCUGAGGCCCCUGUGGGGCCCGGGGCUCACCGGGAUGAAGAACCUGGGAAACAGCUGCUACCUCAACUCCGUCAUGCAAGUGCUCUUCACCAUCCCAGACUUCCAGACCAAAUACGUUUCCAACAUUGAAAAGAUCUUUAAUGAGGCGCCCAGUGACCCUACCCAGGAUUUUAAGACUCAAGUAGCAAAGCUGGGUUAUGGCCUUCUUUCUGGAGAGUACUGUAAGCCGGCCCCUGACCCCUGGGAUGACCCCAGUACCUCCACUGAACCCAGGGGAGACCAGGUUGGCAUAGCACCUCGCAUGUUCAAAGCUCUGGUGGGACGAGGCCACCCUGAGUUCUCUACCAAUCGGCAACAGGAUGCGCAGGAGUUUCUUCUUCACUUUAUAAAUAUGGUGGAGAGGAACUGUCGUUCAGGCAUGAAUCCCUCAGAAGCUUUCCGCUUCCUAGUGGAGGAGAAGAUCGUAUGCCAGCAGUCACAAAAGGCCAAAUAUACCCAGCGAGUGGACUACAUGGUCCAGCUGCCUGUUCCCAUGGACCAGGCAACUAAUAUGGCACUCUGUCUCUCUGUAUGUCUCUCAGCUCCAGUGUUGGAUGACUCCACAGUGUCUCAGCUGUGUGAGAUGGGUUUUCCUCUGGAGGCCUGCAGGAAGGCUGUGUACUACACAGGCAACACUGGCAUCGAUGCUGCUAUGAACUGGGUGAUGGGACACAUGGAAGACCCUGAUUUCUCGGCACCUUUAGUGUAUCCUGGAUCAAGUUCUGCUCCUGGCACCACUCCCACAGAGAGUCUACCUGAGGAGCAUCUAGCAACUAUUAUUUCUAUGGGAUUCAGCCGAGACCAUGCCACUCGCGCUCUCAGAGCUACGAAUAAUGUUCUGGAGCGAGCCGUGGACUGGAUCUUCUCUCAUCUGGAUGAUCUGGAGUCCAUGGAUGUGUCUGAGGGUGGACGCUCAGAAGGAGGAAGUGAAGCCAGUCGGGAACCUCCUCCAGGACCGCGUGUCCGUGACGGACCAGGAAAGUAUGAGCUUUUUGCGUUCAUCAGUCACAUGGGAACGAGCACAAUGUGUGGUCAUUAUGUCUGCCACAUCAAGAAGGACCAACAGUGGGUAAUCUUUAAUGAUCAGAAAGUUUGUGCCUCUGAGAAACCACCUAAGGACCUUGGCUACCUGUACUUUUACAGAAGAGUGGUUGAAUAGAGUAAACUAGAAUAGCAUUUCCCUCACACACACACACACACACACACACACACACUCCUCUGUAUCUGAUCUACUGAAACAGUAGGGCCAGACUCCUGCUUCUAAACUGACACACCAUUUCAAAGCACUUCUCAGUCUUUGAGAAGUCAAAGCACUUCUCAGUCAAAUAUAUUCACUACCAAGAGAACUGUAAUGAAGACAGAAGGGGAAAAAAUGAGAUGUAAAAUGUGAAGAUUAGUGUUCUUACCCAAAACGCCUUGUUGUACAACGCCUUACCACACACACACACACACACACACACACACACACUCUCUAGUCUCUUUUGUGCCUCCCCCUGAUUGGAUAGUGGCUAUUGUGACAUCAUCGCUUUUAGAGCUAAGCUCCUCCUUCCUUUGUGUUUCAGAAUGUUCUAGCAAAUGUUUAAUGGCAAGUAAAUGUCACUAAAUCACAAAAAAA
Molecule: messenger RNA, 2016 nt
Organism: Carassius carassius (crucian carp)
Lineage: Eukaryota; Metazoa; Chordata; Actinopteri; Cypriniformes; Cyprinidae
Product: ubiquitin carboxyl-terminal hydrolase 5-like
Exons: 12
Biological process (GO): protein deubiquitination
Molecular function (GO): zinc ion binding; protein binding; cysteine-type deubiquitinase activity
Source: RefSeq, a predicted model, not a curated record